UAAUAAUAAUAAUUUAUUCUCAAAUAACAGUUUGUUACAUGAGGCAUGCCAGUUUACAGGCAAGAUCAAAUUGAUACAAAUGAUACAAUAUACACUGUAGUAAAUUACAUAGCUGGGUUGAUAAUUUAUAAGAUAUGAAUGUAGAUGGUUGUAAUCAGUACCACAGUUGGCGCGCUUCAUGGAAUUUGCGUUGCGAAUGUGCAGCUGAUGGUCAAGGAUAGGUCCAUCGAAGGUAUGAGCUUCUAGAAAUCGCAACCUUAUGUCCCUUUGGAAUAUCUAAGGCUUUAAGGACGGUGCAGGAUGAAGUCAUCCGUUCCAUAUCUCAAGGGGGCUGAAAGAAGGAGCAAGUAAAAGAAAACACGAGAGGCGGAGUAGCCAAUAAUAAUGAAGGAAUAUUUAAGGUAUGAUUACUCAGUCUAAUUUUCUUUUAUUAAAGUAUUGUCAAGCAAGAGCAUUUUAAUAAACUAAAGAAAAUAACUGUAAACAAAGUAUGAGUGGACAUACAACUGACAAAUGGAGGGGAUUCAGAAAGGAGCUGAAAGUAUGAGAUUAUGUGCGGCCAUAAAAUAUAGUGCUAAAAACAGUAUUGUGGUAUACAAUUGACUAUCUUCCCUUUUUUGUCGAAGCUGUUGGAGAUCUUUUCAUCUUCUCUAGUAUGUUUUGGUCUUAUUACGGUUUUAUUAUUAUUUUGUAUUUUUAAACCUCGACCAGUCAUUAUCACUAUACUCUAAUAAUUUUUCAUGAUUAUUAUUCAUUUGUUGCUAUUACCUUUGAUUUUUCCAUUUUUCUUCUUAUCUGUGAAGUUGACAAUUAUGUCUUAUUGUUAACCAGCAAUCAUUUUCUUCUUCCUAUUCUUCUGUAACCCCUUGGUCGUUAGAUAACCUCAUUUUGAUAUCCGAAACCAAUGAUCAAUUUAUGAUUCAAUCUCCUCGAUAUUUGUCAGGCAACUAUAAAUACUGAUGUAUAGCUAAAGUAAAUGAAUUCAGUUUCAGUUUGGAAAGUACAGGAGGCUUGAUGGCCUGUGUUAGUCCUGGCAAUGGUGGUCUCUCAGUUGAUCCAACCUUUUGAAAGAGUCGACGGAUAGAGCCGCAACCACGUGCUGAGGUAAUGAAUUUCACUCGUUGGUGAUUCGAUGAGAAAGUCGAUAGUCAACUUACAAGUAAUUUGUUCUCGGCCUGUGAACGUUUUUGGAGUGUCUUUAGAAAUUCUCUGUUUUAGAAGACAAGAAAAAUGAGGGUAUAUCAGGUGCAAAUUUAUCACUAAGCAAUUUGAAAACUGUAAUCAAGUCGCCUCUAGUUCUACGAUAUGACAAUGGGAAUAGGUUUAUUUCAGCCAGUCGAGCAUCAUAUGGAUGCUUAGCUAUUCCAGGAAUCAGCUAAAUUGCCGUCCUCUGAACCUUUUCCAGAAGCUCACUGUCUUUUUUAAGCAGGGGCUGGCCGCUUGUAUGCAGUACUCGAGUUUAGGACGUACGAACACUAUACGAAGUCGAAAACGUUUAGGUGUCGACAUGACUGAAAGCCCUACGUAUUGAUCAUAAGGUUAUAAAACCUUUGGCGGCUAUUGCACGGCAGUGUGCAGUAGUCUUUAAGUCUUGGCUAAUGAUGAUUCCGAAGUCAUUAUGUGUCUGGACAACAGGUAGCUCAGUGUAAUGAAGGUUCACAACGUCAUCCUCAUGGUGAGUCAAUAUAAGAUCUAGUAAGUAUGAUUCAGGGUCCUGGUCGUACCUACUCGCUUCUUUCACAUGUUACUCUAGGGCAGAUGUAAUAACCGCAUCAACUAGUUCGUGCUGGAAAACAUUAUCUGACGAUUGAGUUCGCAAAUUUUUCCAGUCUAUAAUAGGUGCAUUGAGUCUCAUAGGACUAGACAGCGACCAAUUUGUGACCAAGUAUUGAGACUGCUUAGCAGGACUUCAUUUACCUAACAGCUUGGACUGCGAUAGACUAAACCAAUCAGCAGCUCUUGUCCCUCAUAUUUCAAGCGGCAAAUAAGUAAUUCACACGUCCCACUCUCAUGGGAUACACUAUCGAUAAUGGCAAAUGAGAUAGCAUUCCUAAUGAAUAGAGCUACUCCCCCUCCUUUGCGCUUUUGUGUUCUGUCGGCUCUUACUAAUGUAAAACCCUCGAAAUCAAGUUCCAUACUAUCUAUAGCCUGUUUCAGCCAGGUUUCUGUUACUGCGAUUAUGUCUGGCUUUGUAGAGUCAAUCUGUACACCUAGUUCCGAUCGCUUAUUAAGUAAGCUUCGUGCAUUGGUGUAACAGAUCCGAAGCCUGUUUAAGUGCCUUCGUGCUUCACCCAGAGUGGCUUCGGCAUCAUUCUCUGUCGAAGCCUUACAACCCUAAAAUUUACAAUUUUUAUGUCGUUUUCGCCAGCGUCUAAUCUAGGUUGUAGUUCUCCGUCGACUUCCCGUCUUUUUACGCGGUCUGCCAACGGCAAGUUCUGACGGAUAAAAGCUCCUGAACCCUUUAAUUUGUGUCCAUUCUGUAAAAUGAAAUCACGUUCGUUCGAAGACUUGAAUACUACUUUGAGCAGUCUGGAUUGAUGGGGUUUUAAGUCCGCUAGACUCCCUAGUCUGUACACCUUCAGCAAGGUAACUCUGGAGAUAUUUUGAGGUAUGAGUUGAUUGAGCAGCUUCCUAAUUAGCGCAAUGUCAUGUUCUAAACGAGAUUUUGGUUCAGAGCUUUAAUUUUCCUGUAUUCUAUGUAAAAUAACUGAUCUGUUACUGUGAUCAGCCUUCAACUUCUCGACAAGUUUUAUGGGGGCAGGAUUCCCUUUUAUAUCGUAAUGUUGUUUCUUCCCUAAAACCUGCACCCAUUCGUCAACGUUACUUGGAGAAGCAACCACAGUCGCGCCAAACAUACUGUGGGAGGUCACGUUAUGUUUCCCGCUAGAAACCGAUCGAGCCUUGCGAUUGCAGCUCCCAGGCGUUUCUUGCUGGAUACCAUUUAAAAGACGGGGAAAAGAAGAAACUUCUUUUUUGAGUUUUUAGUUAGGACAGACCUAUUUGAAGACUGUUUUUCCUCCUUUGGUCAGUGUGAGUCAGCUGUUUUCGAAUUCACCUGAGUUUUCUUCACAACAAUUUGAGUUUCGAGAGAGCGAGUACUGUUCGAUUUGUCCCGACCACGCUUGCCAAAAUAUUUUAUGCAGCACUUAUCAAUGAGAUGGCCUCGGUUAGCAAGCUGUUUGCAUCCGAACGGCACAGUUGACAUGGCUAUACGCAACUGCUUUUACUGAACCGUUUGAAAGCCGCAGGCGUUAAAUUCGUGCAAAGUUCGUUGUGCCAACCUUUGCACUCAUCGCACUGCAUGGCGCUUUCAACGGGAUAACGACAGCCCGGACGUUGGCGAUUGCUUUUUUGCGCUGUCCAAUCAUUAAACAGGGUCUUUUUUAAAAAAGAACUAGAUGUAGUAAUACUUGGAGACAAAUACGAUCUGUGGCCGAAAAAAAGUAGAAAACUAUAGAUUGUUUGGGUCAAAUGUACUAACAGAUACAAUAGGAAACAAAGUACCCAAAAGUACCGACGACAAACUAUUUUAGAAACGGAACCGAUGCCUUAAACGAAUACUUUGACCGAAAUAAAUUCAUAUAAAGUGAAAACAGUAGUCUUGAUACGCAUAAACGAUCAAACCAAUAGGAUUCACUCAGCGAGGAAAAAUACCAGUCCUUUUAAUUAGCGCGCGCUAUUCGUCGUAAAGACACUUUCCUUCGCUGAAUUUUUUUAUUUUUAUUAAAUGAAACAAUGAAUUUGUGAUUUUAAGAAAAUUAAAAUCAACUAACAGGUAACUAGAUCAUCUCAGGUGAUUCAAUAUCAUAUAAAAAUAACAUAUUAGACAGAGAGGAAACUUUCCUUAACUACAAGAUUUUGAUUAAUGUAUUCUGGAUAUUCAUUUCCCUUCUGAAGUACUUGGUUUAUUUCUAUUUUAUUAUUCUUAUUAAUCGCUUUAUUCAGCAUUACAUUUUUAAUACAAUAUAUAGAAUCCUCAGUAUAGAGUAUUUCAACAAGUUUCCUUUUCUUACUUCUUUGUUGAUCCCAAAGAUAAAUAUUGAGUAAUCACCAAAUAGAUGUUAAGAGUUCAGGAAUCCCAAUCUGAAUCAAGUUCAUUUUCUAAAAUGCAUAUUGCCUGUCAACAAACAUAGUAUGUCUAAUGAUACUCUUUCCUAACUGAAUAAAUAAUUGACACAAGGAUUUAUUAAAACAAACAAAGAAACAGAUAAAAAAAUAUCUAAAUGACGGGAGUAAGUAGCCAAAUAUUCAAACAAACCGCCUUUCAUAUUGAUACGAACCCGCCAAUUUCAACUAGAUUUUUCUUAUCAGUGUGUUUAGCUUUCGUUUUUUCAAAAUUCAUUAAACAAAUAUUAACUUAACAAAUAAUGCGAAGUAAAAUCACGUACAUUUUGACAGAUUAAUUGUUUAUUAAAGAGAAUAAAUUGCGGUAAAUUAUAUAUACUACUAAUAAUUGUAAUUCAUAUUCAUAUAUUCGUCAAUAAACUACUGAUUUUCAUAAUUCAACAUUAUGAUAUCUGCCUAUUAUCUUUUGUUUGUUUACAUAAAUAAUAAACUAUUUUUUUAUC
This is a messenger RNA of Schistosoma mattheei, 4568 nucleotides long. Lineage: Eukaryota; Metazoa; Platyhelminthes; Trematoda; Strigeidida; Schistosomatidae. The record is from the annotation of a GenBank genome assembly.